Penicillium taxi is the source of this 390-nucleotide messenger RNA. RefSeq lists its product as uncharacterized. NCBI's taxonomy places the organism in Eukaryota, Fungi, Ascomycota, Eurotiomycetes, Eurotiales, Aspergillaceae. The transcript has 2 exons. The record is from RefSeq and is a predicted model, not a curated record. The annotation marks the transcript as partial.
CUUCUAUCACUAACACCAACGAUCAAACUUCGGCACAGAUUGACUGAGGAACAUUUCUCAAUCCCGCUGCGCGACUCUGUCCACGCUUCAGAUACUGGCUUCCCGACAGAAUUGUCUAACCUGAGAUUUCCGGAACCUAUAGGAGCUAAUUGGAGCGAGUACGGAUUUGGAACUCUUGCUUUCGCAAAUUUUUUCAAGGCGGCUCUAGUAGCUCAUAAGGAGGCUAUGGACUUUGCUCUUGGUCCAAACCAGGGACAGGGUGUUCCGGCCAAGUCGGAUGACGAGGGACUGCAGUGGGAUCUGGUGUUCCCCACACCAAUGUUGCCUUAUAUAAUAAAGUCUCUGCCACUGACAUUAAUCUUUCGACAUUGUACACUUCAAAUGACUUGA